ACGAAGCGAAGCGAGACUUUGUACUGUCGGCUGUUAUCGAGGGAGAGGGAAACUUUGGUUUACAGUUUUCAGCCAGCACCUAACUGUCCGUCUGAAGGAGCAAAUAGUCGCCCGGAAUGUCGAGAAAAGCAGCAGCAGCGCUAACUGACCGGUAACUUAGCAAAAUUAGUGUUUUGUAGCCACCGCUAAUCGCGGCGGCUAACUAACGUUAGCUAACAGCUAACUACCGUCGGCGAGCUGGUCGAGCUGUGAGGGGUCAGAGGAGCUGCGUUAGGUGUUGAGCGUCCACUGCUCUGAGAAGAAUUGGCACGGCUUCUGUCUCAGACUCGACCUGUUUUGUGCUACAAGAAAUCGUAGCUAAGGUUACAGCGGCUGCCUGCUGCGAAGGCUCUCUGACAUGGUCAGAAAUACGGGUUUUGUCACAGCGUAAACAGACGAACUCUUAAAACAUGAACCUUACGGAGUUGGAAGAGCACAUCACCUUGAAGUAUGAAAUCAAGAGAAGACUGGGAAAAGGCGCAUAUGGAAUUGUGUGGAAGGCAGUGGAUAGAAAAACAGGAGAGACGGUGGCUGUGAAAAAAAUAUUCGAUGCUUUCAGGAAUCGAACUGAUGCUCAGAGAACAUUCAGAGAAAUCAUGUUUCUUCAGGAGUUCGGAGAUCAUGCAAAUAUCAUCAAAUUACUGAAUGUCAUCCGAGCUCAGAAUGACAAAGAUAUUUACUUGGUCUUUGAGUACAUGGAUACUGACCUGCAUGCAGUAAUAAAGAAAGGCAACCUCUUGAAGGACAUUCAUAAGCGCUACAUCAUGUACCAGCUUCUCAAAGCCACCAAGUACUUACACUCAGGAAAUGUGAUCCACAGGGAUCAGAAGCCAUCCAAUAUACUGCUAGAUGCAGACUGCUUCGUCAAACUGUGUGACUUCGGCUUGGCACGCUCCCUCUAUCAGAUGCAAGAAGAUGUUGGGAACCCUGCCCUAACAGAAUAUGUGGCAACACGGUGGUACCGUGCUCCUGAAAUUCUUCUUGGCUCCUCUAGGUACACAAAAGGGGUGGACAUGUGGAGCAUAGGCUGCAUUCUAGGGGAAAUGUUACUUGGCAAGCCGCUUUUCCCUGGAACCUCCACCAUCAAUCAGAUUGAAAAAAUCAUGAGUGCCAUUCCACACCCUAUGCCAGAGGAUGUUUUGGCCAUUAGAUCAGAGUAUGGAGCAUCUGUAAUCCAGAGAAUGCUACUUAGGCCACAGGUUCCUUUGGGUGACUUACUGCAGCCAUCAGUGCCACAUGAUGCUCUUGAUCUGCUACAGCGCCUGCUGGUCUUCAACCCAGAUAAAAGGCUGACAGCAGAGCAAGCCCUUCAGCACCCUUAUGUGGCCAAGUUUCACAAUCCAGCUAGAGAACCCAGUCUGGACUAUGAUGUUAUUCUCCCCGUGGAUGAUGAUGUCCAGCUCUCUGUUGCUCAGUACAGAAACAAGCUUUAUGAGAUGAUUCUAGAGAAACGGGCAACUCGCCAAAUGGAAAGACGAGUUCAUGUGAAGCAGCAAGCUGAAGAGAAAACAGGUGGAGUUAGCAGAGACAACAAACUGCAUAAGGUCAGCGGACAAGACAAAGAGUGUAGGAUGGAAGACACAGAGGGAGGGGGAGGAGAUGGCGAAAAGAAAUCUGUCCAUAACAAAACGGGCCAUCCUGCAACUCGACCAGUUGUUGCCAAGCCUGUCCCCACACAAGAGCAAGCUCAGACAGUCAUUGAGAGAAGCAGUCCAGCUACCAGCCCCAGCAUGGCCAAGAUAUCCUAUAACCCCAUCACACAUGUGUCCAAUGGUGUGGUCAAAUCGUCCAGUACCCCUUCCGUUUCCCCUCAACAUCUGCAUCACCGAUUUGGCAGAAAGAUGGUGCAGCCACCUCAAAGCCAUGACAGCAGUAGCAUCUUGCCCACAGAGAGCUGUAACAAGGGUGUAGAGCAGAGUCAGCAGCGUGGUCAAUCAGCCCCAGUGGCACGCACCCGCUCUUUCUCCCUCACCCUCUCACCGCCCCAGAACAACCCUCUGCUCCGCAAGGAGGAGACCAUGAUUUCCCCCGGUCUGUGCGUCACCUCUGCUCGGCUCAAUCAGCGUUCCCCCUCACAGACACGGGAUGCAAAACCUCCUCCCAGGUUUAGCAAGAAGGUGUUCCAGAGCAACUCUAAUAUCUCUGCUGCUGGAGACCCUCGAGCCAAACUGGGAAGCUACGCUCAGGCCUAUGGGACCAUCAACAAGACAGAGCUGGACAAUCUGCUUAAGAGCUGCCAGCAAAUAUAGAAUCUAGUGGAGUUGGGUCAUUAAAGACCCCUACAGGGGUGGCAGUAUGCAGAAAUUGAGGCCUGCGCCUCUGACAGAAGGGGGUCCAGUAUGUUGAGUGGUGGCACGUCAUGGGGUUUUGAUAAUAUAGUCUUCAUGACGGACUUGCUGUAGGAUCUCACAGUGAGAUGGAUGCUGUCCUGAGACCUGAAAGCCAGCUCCUCUUCCACUUUGUACUGUCUUUGCGCUCUGUACAGAAACCUGAUUCAUCUUUAUGAUGUUAAGAUGAUGCAAUAAAGAACUUGUGAAUAAA
This is a messenger RNA of Pygocentrus nattereri (red-bellied piranha), 2580 nucleotides long. It is a transcript of the gene mapk15, whose product is annotated as mitogen-activated protein kinase 15. The transcript is spliced from 14 exons. Gene Ontology annotation, cellular component: cytoplasm; nucleus. Gene Ontology annotation, biological process: protein phosphorylation; intracellular signal transduction. The record is from RefSeq and is a predicted model, not a curated record. The coding region runs from base 450 to 2288 and encodes 612 amino acids. Lineage: Eukaryota; Metazoa; Chordata; Actinopteri; Characiformes; Serrasalmidae. Gene Ontology annotation, molecular function: ATP binding; MAP kinase activity.